Messenger RNA from Bactrocera oleae (olive fruit fly), 2570 nucleotides. RefSeq names its product E3 ubiquitin-protein ligase Sce (gene Sce). Gene Ontology annotation, molecular function: ubiquitin protein ligase activity; chromatin binding. The record is from RefSeq and is a predicted model, not a curated record. Gene Ontology annotation, cellular component: PcG protein complex; ubiquitin ligase complex. NCBI's taxonomy places the organism in Eukaryota, Metazoa, Arthropoda, Insecta, Diptera, Tephritidae.
AGUUCAAAAUGCAAACUCAAAUUGCAUGUGAUACUUAAAACCCGUUGCUCAAUAAAUAAAAUGAAAAAUAUUAUUUCAUGUGCAAUCAGGCUAUGCAUUUACACCAACAACAUUAAGUUGUAAUAGAAAAACGUUAUAUUUUUUGUUUUAUUUUACUUUCCGUUUCUUUUAUAUUGUUGCAACUUGUGUAUUUUUGUGCAAUUAAUGUGUAGCAGAUUUUUUUUUUAUUUGCUUCCAAAUUUACACACUGGAAAUGCGUUGAAAAACAUGAAAUGUAAAAUGUUGUGUGCGUAUUUUUAGCACAUUUACACUACGAGCGAUUUUAUUUUAUUUUAUAUUGCAAUUGCAUGCGGGUGCAAGUGCCCAUACACAAUAAGCAAAACACAACACUUUGUGACUAGCCACCGGCAAAUAGGCGUUUACGCGCGAGAAUACUAGUACGCUGCUAUGCGUCCGACCAUCGUAUGCAAACGUAAACAACAGAAUGUGUACUGAGUCGGAGUGCCUGCGAUAACCGUCAGUUUUGAUCUCGCUUGGCCGGAACGAAUGUGAACAACGUUAUCGACGGAGCGCUGGUAUUGUUGUUUUGGUAGCUAUUGUUGCUGCUGUGGACCUGGCAGUGCAACGGCAAUGAACAGUGUUUUCGUGGUUGCCAUUCGAGUGGAAAAUAUGCAAGUGCUUGUGUAAAUAAACAAUUUGUCAAUUCAUUCAACUCAUUAAUAAAUAAACUUUAACACUAUAUUAAUGUUUGACUAUUAAAUACAUAAUGAAAAAAUACAACAACUCAAUUAAAUUGAAAUUACUUUUCUUUUAAACACUUUUUCAUACUAAAAUUACCAAAAAAUUGCUGAAACACAAUUUGAAAGUGUAAUGUGAAUAAUACUUUUAUUAAAUUUGGUAAUGGUAAAUCAGCACUUUGGCAAAAUAAUCUUAUAAGUUCGAAAAUUCGAAGUCGCACAUGGCAACCUUAUUCACUGUACUUCGAAUUUUAAUUAUUCCUGAAUUGUUGUGUUUGGUGAAAAUAUCGAAAAGCAUUUGGAGUAUUUUUUACAAUUUUCACGUUGAAAUAAAUGCUAAGAAAGUGCUCAAAUAGAUUUUGUUAUGACAUCGAUGGAACCUGCACAGAAUAAAACAUGGGAUUUAUCUUUGUAUGAGCUGCAACGUAAUCCGCAGGAAAUCAUCACUGACAAUACUGAGAUUGCAGUCUCACCUAGAAGUCUGCACAGCGAAUUGAUGUGUCCUAUUUGUUUGGAUAUGCUAAAAAAGACGAUGACAACCAAGGAGUGUUUACAUCGCUUCUGCUCUGAUUGUAUUAUCACCGCUUUGCGGUCGGGCAACAAAGAAUGCCCAACUUGCCGCAAAAAACUUGUCUCGAAGCGUUCACUACGGCCUGACCCAAAUUUUGAUCUUUUAAUAUCGAAAAUAUAUCCCAGUCGUGAAGAGUAUGAAGCCAUACAAGAGAAGGUCAUGGCAAAAUUUAACCAAACUCAAUCUCAACAGGCAUUAGUUAACUCGAUAAAUGAAGGCAUUAAGUUACAAUCUCAAAAUCGACCACAACGUUUUCGUGCUAAAGGCUGUGGUGGUCGUAAUGGCGGCGGAAAUGGUAACGGAAAUCACAAUUCUGCCAAUGCGAACAACUCUAAUAAUGAAAGUGCUACAAAUGGUAAUGAUAGUGAUAACAGGGAAAGUGGUAAUGCACCACAACCUACAGCUGCUGCACCUUCAACACAUUCUAGCACUUCGGCGGCAGCCGCAUCAGCGUCGGGUAGCAGUGCCAGUACUAGUCGAAUGCAACAUGAUGACGGUGGCUCUAAUCCACCGUCCAUGCGCAGUACACCAUCACCGGUACCAUCGAACUCGAGCAGUUCGAAACCGAAGCGUGCAAUGUCGGUAUUGACGUCGGAAAGAUCUGAGGAGUCAGAAUCUGACUCACAGAUGGAUUGUCGCACCGAAGGCGACUCUAAUAUUGAUACAGAGGGUGAAGGUACCGGCGAACUGGGCAUAAAUGAUGAAAUAGAAUUGGUAUUUAAACCACAUCCGACUGAAAUGGCUGGUGAUAAUCAGCUAAUGAAAGCUUUAAAAGAAAACUGCAUACGCUAUAUAAAAACCACAGCCAACGCUACAGUGGACCAUUUGAGUCAGUAUUUAGCCAUGCGUCUGACACUGGACUUGGGCGCAGAACUACCAGAAGCUUAUCGUAUGCUGAAUUUUUGUAUUUACAUAGCUCCGCAACCCCAGCAACUGGUCAUGUUAAAUGGUAAUCAGACGUUACAUCAAGUAAAUGACAAGUUCUGGAAGGUUAAUAAACCAAUGGAGAUGUAUUACUCGUGGAAGAAAUCCUAAGUUGGUGUAUAUUUAAAAGCUUACACUUAUGCUAGGACAACGACUUCUGAAGAAAAGCGGCAUUAUAUCCGAUUUUAUUAAUUUCAGCAUUUUGAGUUUACAUUUGAAAAGGAAUAUUAUAACAAGGGCGUGCCUAAAGCAUGAGCCUUGUUUACUAAUAUAAUAGUAUAUGUAUGAUUGUAAAACUAAAUUAAUUAAUUAAACGGCGUGAGUUGUGUGCAAAAAAA